GACAGGGAGCGGAGGAAAGGCACCGAGUACGGCGCGACCCCGAGAGCAGGGCAGCUGUCGGGGGAGGAAGGGUCUGCGGGGUGGAGACCUUGAAGCAACUCCUCCGGGGAGGGGCCGCGGCCGCCCUGCCCCCCACAGCAGGUCUGGGACCGGAGUCCGAGCUGAGGACCCUCGGAGCGAAGGGUUCAGCGGGAAAGUGCAAGUUCCCUUAAGCAAAAUGGGAUGGAGAUUUCAGAUUUUGCAGCCUAAGGAACAUUUUCCAGGGGAGACUGCCAGUGCAGCCACCUUGGCAACCAAGAUCCUGAUCCAGAGUCACAUAUCCACAGACUGGAGUACUGGUGGGCCACAGUCCUCAAAUACCUUCUCAAGACAGGUUGUAAAAGUUAACAUGAACAAACUACGGCAAAGCUUCAGGAGAAAGAAAGACGUUUAUGUCCCAGAGGCCAGCCGUCCACAUCAGUGGCAGACAGAUGAAGAAGGAGUCCGCACUGGAAAGUGUAGCUUCCCAGUUAAGUACCUCGGCCACGUAGAAGUUGAUGAGUCAAGAGGAAUGCACAUCUGUGAAGAUGCCGUAAAGAGAUUGAAAGCUGAAAGGAAGUUCUUCAAAGGCUUCUUUGGAAAAACGGGAAAGAAAGCAGUGAAGGCCGUUCUGUGGGUGUCAGCGGAUGGGCUCAGAGUUGUGGAUGAGAAAACUAAGGACCUCAUAGUUGACCAGACAAUAGAAAAAGUUUCAUUCUGUGCCCCAGAUAGGAACUUUGACAGAGCCUUUUCUUACAUAUGUCGUGAUGGCACCACUCGGCGAUGGAUCUGUCAUUGUUUCAUGGCUGUCAAAGACACGGGGGAAAGACUGAGCCAUGCCGUGGGCUGUGCUUUUGCAGCCUGUUUAGAGCGUAAACAGAAGCGGGAGAAGGAGUGUGGCGUCACUGCUACUUUUGAUGCCAGUAGAACCACUUUUACAAGAGAAGGAUCAUUCCGUGUCACAACUGCCACUGAGCAAGCCGAAAGAGAGGAGAUCAUGAAACAGUUGCAAGAUGCCAAGAAAGCUGAGACAGACAAGACAGUUGCUCCAUCAGUGGCUCCUGGCAACACUGCUCCAUCCCCAUCCUCUCCCACCUCUCCCACUCCGGAUGGCACUGCAUCUUCAGAAAUGAACAAUCCCCAUGCUAUCCCACGCCGGCAUGCACCAAUUGAACAGCUUGCUCGUCAAGGCUCUUUCCGGGGAUUUCCUGCUCUUAGCCAGAAGAUGUCACCCUUUAAACGCCAGCUGUCCCUACGCAUCAAUGAGCUGCCUUCCACUAUGCAGAGGAAGACUGAUUUCCCAAUAAAAAACACAGUGCCCGAGGUGGAAGGAGAGGUCGAGAGCAUCAGCUCCUUGUGUUCCCAGAUCACCAGUGCCUUCAGCACGCCCUCUGAGGACCCCUUCUCCUCCGCCCCAAUGACCAAACCAGUGACAUUGGUGGCACCACAGUCUCCUGUGUUACAAGCUAAUGGCACUGACUCAGCCUCCCAUGUGCUUACUGCUAAGCCAGCCAAUACUGCUCUAGCACCCGUAGCAAUGCCUGUCCGUGAAACCAACCCUUGGGCCCAUGUCCCUGAUGCUGCUAACAAGGAAAUUGCAGCCAUACAUCCGGGGACUGAGUGGGGUCAGUCUUCUGGUGCUGCCUCUCCAGGUCUCUUCCAGGCUGGUCACAGACGCACUCCCUCUGAAGCUGACCGCUGGUUAGAAGAAGUGUCAAAGAGUGUGCGGGCCCAGCAGCCGCAGGUCUCAACUGCCCCUCUGCAGCCAGUUCUCCAGCCGCCUCCACCCGCCGCCAUUGCCCCUCCAGCACCUCCUUUCCAAGGACAUGCCUUCCUCACGUCCCAGCCUGUGCCCGUGGGUGUGGUCCCACCCCUACAACCAGCCUUUGUCCCUACCCAGUCCUACCCUGUGGCCAACGGGAUGCCCUACCCAGCCUCUAAUGUGCCUGUAGUGGGCAUCACCCCAUCCCAGAUGGUAGCCAAUGUGUUUGGCACUGCGAGCCACCCUCAGACCACUCAUCCACAUCAUUCGCCAAGUCUGGCCAAGCAGCAGACAUUCCCUCAAUAUGAGACAAGUAGUGCUACCACCAGUCCCUUCUUUAAGCCUCCUGCUCAGCACCUCAAUGGUUCUGCAGCUUUCAAUGGUGUAGACAAUGGCGGGCUAGCCUCAGGAAACAGGCAUGCAGAAGUCCCUCCAGGCACCUGCCCAGUGGAUCCUUUUGAAGCUCAGUGGGCCGCACUAGAAAGCAAGUCCAAGCAGCGUACAAAUCCUUCUCCUACAAACCCUUUCUCCAGUGACUUACAGAAAACGUUUGAAAUAGAACUUUAGGCAGUCUCUGUGACAGGUGUUUUCUGUACUUAGGCAAGAGCAGGGGGUGGAGGGCAAAGGAGCAAAGGGGACUUUGCUUUCCAGAUCAGCACACUUUUCACUAAUCCCAGAGGUCCCAAAGAGCAAGUCCAAGCACAGUCCAGCAAGGGGUGACGUCCACAGAAGUGAGGCAAGCCUCCCUGGAGAGGACUGCCCUGCAGCUAGGCUAGAGAAGUCAAGGAAACCUGGCCUUCUGGCCCCUCUGACCCUAACAAAUCUCUGGCAACAGAGAGGCAGAAGAUCUGAAGAGGAAUCUGUAUUGAAAGCACAUUUACUGGAAUAUGAAACAUAACAGAAGCAAAACAAUCUCCCUUUAUUUUCAGGCCAGCCACCCGUUCCUCCCAGUCCUGGGCUGUCUCAGCGAUCGCUCGAUGGGGACAGUGUGGCUGGGUGAAGCCAGGCAGGCUGUGCUGCUGGGUUCACGGGAGGGCACAGCAGCAGCUGCCCAGUAGAGCUGUAGUCUGGGGAUAAAGCUGAGCUUCCAUUUUGAGUUACAGAAUAAAUAUUAUAAAUAUAUAUAUAUAUAUCAAAAAGCCAAAAUCUUUAUUUUUAUGCACCUAGAAUAUUUUAAAUAGUUCUCAAUAUUAAAAAGUAUGAGUUGUAAGUAAUCUUGCCAAAAGUGAGCGGGUUAGAUGUAAGAAAUUGUACAUAAGAUUGAUUUAUCAUUGAUGCCUAUUGAAGUAAAAAAGAGGAAGGGUUGGAAGUUGUAGGCAGGAGCCCUGGCUUGUUUGUGACCAUUCAUGUUAACUAGCACACUGCAAAAUGGUCAUACUGAUGACCCGUGCAGUCACUAGAUAGUAGUUUUAAUAAGAUGAGCAAGCAGUGUUGUCCUGGUUUUAAACCUAUGGUGAAAUUCUAAUGUCAUCAUUUGAAUGGAAUCAAAUCUAUGCUCUAGAGAAUGUAUGUUGAAUCCUUUACAUAUCAUUGCAAUUUCCUUAUGUUAAUCCUUUAGCAUUACGGUGACAAUGACAUAAUCAUAUCCAGAAAAGGGAACGCAGGCUAUUGUGUCGGUUUGUAAUGUGGGUCUUAAUGGGUUCUGUCCUUGAAGUUUUGUUCCCAUAAGUUUUACAGGGAUGAGAUUCUGGUUUAUGUGCUGUGUGUGUCUGUGUCCCCUUCUGCCCCAACCAUGAACAGAACAUCCCAUGCCAGUUGCAGCUACUUGACCAUGGGUAACAACAUGAGACCCCAUCUCAUUUUUACUUUGAACGUUGGCCUUACAAUCAAAUGUAAGUUAUAUAUACAUAUAUAUAUAUAUAUAUAUUUGUACUGAUGAGAAUUUAUAAUCUGCUUUAACAAAAAUAAAUGUUCGUGGUAGAGUUUUUGCCCAUGAAGGGCUGUUCUUAUUUGCAAAUG
Messenger RNA from Mus caroli (Ryukyu mouse), 3739 nucleotides. RefSeq names its product NUMB endocytic adaptor protein (gene Numb). Gene Ontology annotation, biological process: positive regulation of neurogenesis. Lineage: Eukaryota; Metazoa; Chordata; Mammalia; Rodentia; Muridae. The record is from RefSeq and is a predicted model, not a curated record. Gene Ontology annotation, cellular component: basolateral plasma membrane; cytoplasm; cytoplasmic vesicle.